AUGUCCUCCAAGCUCGUCUUACCGGCACUCGUCCGCCGAACCCUCACCUCGUCCACCCGAAGCCUGCGGACACUUCCUAGAGCUGCGCCGUGCAGCAUUCGAGCACGCCUGCUGAGCGAGUAUAGGCCCGCAUUCCGGAUCGCAGGACAGAGGAGGGCAUUGUCAAGUACCGCAAGAGCUCGACUCGCGCAGCACGAUGACCGCUUCGACCCCAGCACCAUUGAGCGCGAAAUCGACGAGGUGGACGUCUGUAUCGUGGGUGGCGGGCCCGCGGGGCUGAGCGCAGCAAUACGGCUCAAGCAGCUUGCCAACGAAGCGGGCAAUGAGGAUUUCCGUGUGCUACUGCUAGAGAAGGCGGGCGAGCUUGGCGAUCACAUUGUGUCUGGAAAUGUGGUUGAGCCGUCAGCAUUGGAUGAGCUGAUUCCUGAUUGGAAGUCUGAGGACAACCCGAACCGGUUCCAGAACGUCACACCUGCCACGACGGACAAGAUGAGAUUUUUGACGAAGAACCGGGCUAUACCGAUACCGGCGCCGCCACAGAUGAAUAACCAUGGCAACUACAUCAUAAGUCUGAACCAGUUCGCCAAGUGGCUUGGAGAGCGGGCGGAAGAGGUUGGUGUGGAAGUAUACCCGGGUUUCGCAGCUUCGGAGGUGCUGUACACACACGAGGGUGCGGUAAAGGGCGUGGCAACCAACGACCUGGGCAUAUCGCGGAGUGGCAAGCCGAAGGAUUCGUUUGAGAGAGGUAUGGAGUUCCAUGCUCGCGUCACUCUGCUCGCAGAGGGCUGCCACGGAAGCCUGACAAAGCAGGUGGUGAAGAAGUAUGAUCUUAGGAGAGAAAGCCAGCACCAGACCUACGGCUUGGGCAUCAAGGAGGUCUGGGAGAUCCAGCCGGAAAAGUUCCAGCCAGGACUGGUGGUCCACUCGAUGGGCUACCCAUUACCCUCAGACACAUAUGGAGGCGGCUGGAUGUAUCAUUUUGGGGACAACCUUGUCAGCAUUGGCUUAGUAGUGGGACUGGAUUAUCCGAACCCUUGGCUAGCACCCUACGGCGAGUUUCAGAAGAUGAAGCAUCAUCCGUUAUACAAACAAUACCUCGAAGGCGGAAAAUGUAUAUCGUACGCAGCUCGGACCCUAAAUGAAGGCGGCUUCCAGUCGAUACCAAAGUGCGCCUUCCCCGGUGGUGCGCUUAUUGGCGAUACGGCCGGAUUCCUGAACGUCCCGAAGAUCAAGGGCACACAUACGGCCAUGCGGUCGGGGAUGUUAGCAGCAGAGGCUGCGUAUAAGGCGCUUACCGUGAACCAGGACAGGGGAGACAUUUUCCUCUUCGACUACGAAGAUGCGCUUCGGGAGUCUUCGAUCUGGAAGGAGCUAAAGCAAGUUCGAAAUAUGAGGCCAUCGUUUCACACUCCCCUAGGCCUCUAUGGAGGUAUUCUCUAUUCUGGUCUAGAAGCAUUUCUCUUCCGCGGCAAAACUCCAUGGACACUGAAGCACGGCAAGCCGGAUCACUUGGCUACCAAGACCGCCGAUCAGUGCAAGAAGAUCGAGUAUCCGAAAAACGACGGGAAGAUCAGCUUCGACAUCCUAACUAGCGUCAGCCGAACGGGCACGAAUCACGAGGAAGACCAGCCCGUGCACCUUCGGGUGGAAGAUUGGGACAAGCACGCCCAGGAGGAGUAUCCACGGUACAAAGGCAUUGAGAACCGGUUCUGUCCAGCUGCUGUGUAUGAGUAUGUGGAGGACGAGACGAAAGACCUGGGUGUGAGGUUCCAGAUCAAUGCGCAAAACUGUGUUCACUGCAAAACUUGUGACAUCAAGGUGCCGAACCAGGGCAUCAAGUGGACGACCCCACAAGGAGGUGAGGGGCCCAAGUACGUGAUGACGUGA
Coniosporium apollinis CBS 100218 is the source of this 1887-nucleotide messenger RNA. Its product is annotated as electron-transferring-flavoprotein dehydrogenase. Gene Ontology annotation, cellular component: mitochondrial inner membrane. Bases 1 to 1887 code for a protein of 628 amino acids. The transcript has 2 exons. Lineage: Eukaryota; Fungi; Ascomycota; Dothideomycetes. The record is from RefSeq and is a predicted model, not a curated record. Gene Ontology annotation, molecular function: iron-sulfur cluster binding; electron-transferring-flavoprotein dehydrogenase activity. Gene Ontology annotation, biological process: electron transport chain.